This is a messenger RNA of Fonsecaea nubica, 1512 nucleotides long. RefSeq lists its product as hypothetical. The transcript has 2 exons. Gene Ontology annotation, cellular component: alpha DNA polymerase:primase complex. The coding region runs from base 1 to 1512 and encodes 503 amino acids. Gene Ontology annotation, biological process: DNA replication, synthesis of primer. NCBI's taxonomy places the organism in Eukaryota, Fungi, Ascomycota, Eurotiomycetes, Chaetothyriales, Herpotrichiellaceae. The record is from RefSeq and is a predicted model, not a curated record.
AUGAUGCGGUCAGAGCCACGAUUCGAUCCAAAGCGGAAACGCAUCGACCACAAGAAGACUCAGUUUGCUACGGCAUCCUAUAGAGAGAACGACUAUCCCUACCGACUGUCUUUCUACGAUGUUCCUCCCACGCAGGAAAUCAGCCUGGAGGAAUUCGAGACAUGGGCUAUCGACAGGCUGAGGAUACUGGCGGAGAUCGAGGCUUGCUCGUUCAGAAAUAAAUCGCCGGAAGAGACGUCAGCGCACCUUGAACCUUUGCUCAAGAAAUACCUCCCGCUCUCCUCCAACUCAGCAGCUGCCGGCGGCAUUGUCGACCAAAGAUUGAAGAAUCAAAGGCGCAAGGACCAUUACUCCCAUUAUAUCCUCCGACUUGCCUUUUCCAGAACAGAAGACCUCCGCAGACGCUUCGCCAGAGUCGAGACCAUGCUGUUCCGACUCCGCUUUCAGUCUGACGACACACGGGAACGUCAAGCAUUUGUCGAGAGCCUAAACAUGGACUGGGAAGUGGUCCAAGAGGAAGAAAAGAGAGCCUUGGGUGAGCAACUUCUAUCCGCUACGCCUGGCCUCCGACGCCUCGAGGGAGAGAACUGGUUCAAAGUGGAUUGGACUAGGGUGCCAGAACUGGUCGAGCAUCGCACAGUCCUUGUUCGAAAAGGCAAAGCAUAUGUUCCGAUGCGCGAACAGACCAGCAUGGUGCUCACCGAAUUCACAAGCCGGCUAGACAAAGGUCUCGAGCUCACGGCCCGCAAUCUACCCAGAUUGGACGAAGAUGAUCGCCUCUCUCCCAUCCUCGACCACCUUUCCAAAAACUUUGCCACUCCCGAUGCUGGUUUCUCUGACUCGGACUCUUCGCUCGCCGGUGCCGCCAUCACUGCGGCCAAUAUUGACAAUCUCUCACAGCAUUUCCCACUUUGCAUGAAACACCUACAUAACACACUCCGAAAAAAUAAUCAUCUUAAGCACUAUGGACGUCUGCAGUACACACUGUUCCUCAAGGGCAUUGGGCUCAGCUUGGAGGACUGCCUUAUCUUCUGGAGGCAGUCGUUCAAACUUAUUACUGACGACCAAUUCAACAAGGAAUACCGCUAUAAUGUCCGCCACGCCUACGGCGACGUCGGUGGCGACGCGAAUCGGCGUGGACGAGGAUAUUCACCGUACUCGUGCCAAAAGAUACUCACAGAACAUCCGCCCGGCACGGGAGAGGCCCACGGCUGCCCGUAUAGACAUUUUAGCGUGGACAAUCUCACCGCCAUGCUACAAGCCACGGGAGUCCACGAUCGAGAGGUCUUGAGAGGUGUCAAGGACGACGUGGAGAAGAAGAGGUUUCAUAUCGCCUGUAACCGUGUGUUUGAGUGGGCACACAAGCAAGAGAUCAAGAAGGUCAAAGAUGAAGGUAUAUGGGGCCCGGCCGAGCUGGAGACGAUUGUGCACCCGAACACCUACUUUAAGAGGAGUUAUCUGUUGAAGAACCUGGGAAAUUCAGCGAAGCAGGAUAUCAAGAUGGAGGAUUGA